This is a messenger RNA of Tripterygium wilfordii, 3050 nucleotides long. RefSeq names its product serine/threonine-protein kinase Nek2-like. The transcript has 15 exons. The coding region runs from base 917 to 2719 and encodes 600 amino acids. Lineage: Eukaryota; Viridiplantae; Streptophyta; Magnoliopsida; Celastrales; Celastraceae. Gene Ontology annotation, molecular function: ATP binding; protein kinase activity. The record is from RefSeq and is a predicted model, not a curated record. Gene Ontology annotation, biological process: protein phosphorylation.
GUUCUCUAUUUCUCUCUAGAUCAAAACUACGCUUUGAAGACUUGUCUAUGUCGCAAGCGAAUGAAGAAGAAGAAGCUCGAAUCUCAGCCGUAAGGAAUAAAAAGAAUAAACGUUGAUCUAUCUGACAAGUGAAGGGAGAAGAGAGAAGAAACUCCGAUCAAGGAAAAAGAGAAAAGUCUAAUUUCCCCAAUAAUUGUUAAUAUAGGAGAGACGGUGAUAGUGAAGGAGUUAAACGUCUGUAGGGUAAUUGGUGGUAGGCUCAUGAGCUCAUCCAUUGGCUGCUAUUUAAAAAUUCAGAUGAGACGGUCAUGCUCUAGGGUGGAAUGAGAAUGAGAGGAAAGUGAGGUGGGACACGGAAGGGUCCCGUGUUUUCCUUCCAGUCACAAUAUUCCAAUUCUGUCCACCAGUUUCUCUAUCGUCAGUGUCCAAACUAGUAUUUUCGCUCCUCUCUCUGUCAAAAGACUAGGCAGAGAGAAACCUUUAUGUAGACAUGAUUGCUGGCUCUCUGUUUCCUAAAUUUGUGUUUUUUUUGGUGAGGAUUAAUUUUCAUUAAUUUAAUUUGAAAGAAGAAGGAGGAGAAGGGACAAGAGUGUAGUGUAAAAUGUGGUCCACAACGCUUCCAUGUAAAUAUUUUGUCGGAGUUAAGAGUAUAAUACACCGACUGCCUCACACAACUACAGCUGCAAAUGUUAGCACAGCAACUUCGUCUUCUUCUGCUGCUGCUUCCUCUGCUGGUUCAACGGUGUCGUUUCUUCAUUUCUCUGCAAAUGUUGGACUCCGCAUUUGCAUUCUCCUCUCUUUAGCUUCAACAAGCAUUCUGAUCUCUUCUCUCUUCGUUUUCUGUUUCUUGUUCUUCGCCUACAGAAAUUCAGUUGUUUAGUCUAUAACCAGAAAAGAAGUCAAUCAAGCCUCUUACAUGGAGCGGUACGAAGUACUUGAGCAGAUUGGAAAGGGAGCCUUCGGUUCAGCUCUUCUUGUGAGGCAUAAGCAUGAAAAGGAGAAGUAUGUGUUGAAAAAAAUCCGGCUUGCUCGCCAGACUGACAGGUCUCGAAAAUCCGCCCAUCAAGAGAUGGAACUCAUAUCUAAAAUGCGAAAUCCUUUUAUAGUAGAGUACAAAGAUUCCUGGGUGGAGAAGGGUUGCUAUGUGUGCAUUAUAAUAGGAUAUUGUGAAGGAGGAGACAUGGCGGAAGCUAUAAGGAAAGCAAAUGGCAUGCUUUUCCCAGAAGAGAAGCUUUGUAAGUGGCUUGUUCAACUCCUAAUGGCCCUUGACUAUUUGCACAUGAGUCACAUUCUGCAUCGUGAUGUUAAGUGUUCCAAUAUAUUCUUGACAAAAGGGCAAGGCAUACGUCUUGGUGAUUUUGGACUUGCCAAAAUUUUGACAUCAGAUGAUUUUGCUUCCUCUGUUGUGGGAACUCCGAGCUAUAUGUGCCCAGAGCUUCUUGCUGAUAUCCCAUAUGGUUCCAAGUCAGAUAUUUGGUCACUAGGAUGCUGUAUAUAUGAAAUGACUUCUCUUAAGCCUGCAUUUAAAGCUUUUGAUAUUCAAGCACUGAUUAACAAGAUAAAUAAGUCGAUUGUGGCUCCUCUUCCAACUAAAUAUUCUGGUGCAUUUCGAGGUCUUGUUAAAAGCAUGUUGAGGAAAAACCCAGAAUUUAGGCCAAGCGCCGCUGAGCUGCUCAGGCAUCCACACCUUCAGCCUUUCGUACUUAAGAUUAACCAAAGACUCAAUAGUCCUAGGCGCAAUGCAUUGCCGGUCCACUGGCCUGAAUCCAAUUUCGCAAAGAAAACCAGGUUCUCAGGGCCAAAAGAUAUUCCAGUUUCCAACUAUAGAGAGAAGAGACAUUCAUUCAGCAGUAAUAGGGCUUUGAAUCCAAGUGUGUCUGCAGCUGAUCUAGAUUCUGUGUGCUCUACUUCUACCAGAGGAUUACACGAUGAAACGAGUUUUCAUUAUCGUGGAAGAGCAGAUUUAUCAGUUAGUAGCAGCAGUGAAGAGACGGUUAUUUGUAAAACAGUUGGUUCAAAAACAUCUAUUAUUGUCAAAACUCUGAGAGAUACACCAGCAAAAGCUUCUGUUGUUCCAAGGAAACGUGCAGAGCCCAUAAAGAAACGCGAAUCACAGCUUCUUGUUUCAUGCACUCCUGCAAAGAAGACUGUCAGUGCCACCCGCAGAGCCUCUUUGCCGUUGCCAGCAAAAACUGCAGCACGAGAGUCCCGUCACAGACAUGAUUUCAAUAUUCUUCACGAUCUAAAGUCUCCAGAUGUUUCUGUCAAUGCUCCUCGUAUGGACCGUAUAGCUGAAUUCCCCUUAUUUCCUGAAGAGGACCCCAUAUUUCCACUUCAAGGUUCUUCUAGCUCCCGACAACGCAAGGACCCGUCAAUUACAAAAGAUAAAUGCAUGGUCCAAUUUUGUGAAGAAAACACCGAGAUGUGGCAGGGAAUCCAACAGAGCAUGUUUCGAGUACAUGAAGAUCAAAGAAGCAACUUCUCUGAUCAAAAUGCUGGUGCAUCAAGCCGCCUCCGAUUUGACACCUCAUCGUAUCAGCAAAGAGCUGAGGCUCUGGAAGGUUUACUUGAAUUUAGUGCAAGAUUGCUGAUAGAUGAAAGGUAUGAUGAGCUGGUCGUGCUUCUGAAGCCAUUUGGACCUGGAAAGGUCUCUCCUAGGGAGACUGCCAUAUGGUUAUCCAAAAGCUUCAAGGAGAACACAAUCAAACAGGACGACUAAUCUACCAAGACAUUUUAUAUAUAUACAUUUCUGUAGUUGGUAAGUAUUAGAGUAGCAAUGCAGACAGGUUUUAGGCGAUUAGUCGGAAAUCAACAUAUAUACAGUAGUUUACUUUCAUGUCACAAUGCCUGUGAGAUGGAAAAUCAGGCAUCAUGUAUGAUGGACUCAAAUUAUAGGUUCUGUGGGUGUUACUGCCAUUAAACUACAUGAUCUAGGGUUUCAUUAUGCCUCAAAUACUGCUUGCGAACACGUAUGGAGACAAUAGACCUGCAUCAACUUCUACUCCUUUUGGUUACUUCACCUGAUUGCAAAUUAUAUUCUUCUUGUAGAC